Molecule: messenger RNA, 4127 nt
Organism: Pectinophora gossypiella (pink bollworm)
Lineage: Eukaryota; Metazoa; Arthropoda; Insecta; Lepidoptera; Gelechiidae
Product: endoplasmic reticulum metallopeptidase 1-like
Exons: 20
Coding region: 191-2881 (896 amino acids)
Biological process (GO): proteolysis
Molecular function (GO): metalloexopeptidase activity
Source: RefSeq, a predicted model, not a curated record
CUCACUGCAAAACACCGAAAGGUCGGUCGCUCAAAUGAUAACAAAUCUAACUUUUUAUCACUUUUAGUUCAGUUUUCUGUUUAGUAAUGGUUCUUAGUCAUCAUUUUAUGAAUCUCCCAUUAUUUUCCUAAAUAAAAAAAUUGAUUUAUGAAUUAAAUAUUGCCAUUUCAGUGUUAAAAUUGAUGUAAAAAUGAGUGCCGGCGAAAAUGAUAUUGUGAAGCGGAAAAAUAGGGGCACGGGACCCAACAUAUACACUGGCGUCCCGACCAUCGAGUACGACGAAGGCCGAGACGAAAAGCCCUGGCAACGGAUACCGUGUGCGGCGCUGGUGUUGCUGUUGGGAUCAUACCUGCUGCUCGGGUAUCUGACGCAGCUGGUGGAGGAUGAGAUGCCUGGGGUCGUGCAUGAGAGAGAUGUGGAGAUUGAUAACUCUGAAUCGUUCAGCGAGGAAGCAGCACAGCGCUACUUGAACGUGACUUCAGGCAACGGCCCCCGCGUGGCCGGCACCGCGUACCACCUGAACAAGACAAGGGACCUCAAGGAGCUGCUGGACGCCAUCGCGCUGCAGGGACGGCUGCCAGUUUGGACCGACUGGCAGAGGACUGAUGGCGACUACUGGUUAGCUUUCAACCCACCACACUUGAACGUAUACCGGAACGUAUCCAACGUCAUCGCGUUGCUGGAGGGAGAGAGCGGAGUGCACGCCAACGGUAGCCUCGGCUCGACCCUGCUGGUCAACUGUCACUACGACUCCGUGCCUUAUGCUAUAGGUACAUCGGACAACAUGAUAUUCUGUGCGGUCAUGAUUGAGACCCUCAGCAGGCUCUCACGAAGACAACAGAGGUUGAAACACAACGUGGUCUUCUUGUUCAAUGGCGCUGAAGAAAAUCCUUUACAGGGUAGCCACGCGUUCCUUCAACACGCUUGGUCCAAGAACAUUGUUGACGUGAUCAACUUGGACGCAGCCGGUAUGAAUGGAAAACCUAUAAUCUUCCAGGUAACGGAUCCCCGCAUACUAGCGGCGUAUCGGCGCGUGGUGCCACGUCCAAGUGGUCAGAGCAUUGGGCAGUUCCUAUUCUCAUCAGGGAUCAUACCAUCCGACACCGACUUUCGGAUUUGGAGGGACUUCGGCAAAAUCCGGGGUAUGGACAUAGCCUUUAUAAAGUGGGGUCACUUAUACCACACUCGUUACGACAGCCCAAAGUAUCUCAUGCCGGGAGUAGUACAGAAUGCUGGUACCAUGCUGCUUAAAUUAGUCACAGAGGUGGCUGAGAUUGAAGACCUUUAUGUGGAGAAAGAGUCCACCUACUCAGUGUACUAUGACUAUCUAUACACGUUCCUCGUGACAUACUCGUUGUCGGCGGCCCUGGCUAUAGAUAUCAUCGUCGCACUGUUUGGAGUGACUAGCGUCUUCUACUACGUGUGGUUGGUUGGCCUCAGAUGGUCAUCAGUCCAGGAGUUACUGUUCUCGGUAGUCGGUCGCAUGGUCAGCAUGGCGGCUGGUAUAGUGGUCACCGCUAUAUUGGUUCCUAUCAGCGUUGCUAGCACCACGCAACUCAGGUACCUGUCGCAGCCGUGGAUCGUGGUCCCGAUGUACUGGAUGCCGUAUGUGAUCACUGCCGUCUGCGUGUCGCAGCUGUUCGACGCCUGGAGGACUAAGCGGAGUGGUUUAAACCGUUCGAUCCGUUCUCUGCAAGCGCAAGCGGCCACCCGGCUGCUCCUGUCGGCAGUGCUGCUGGUGCUGUGCUGCGUGCCCGCUGUGACCACCAUGCGGUACAUGUUCACCGUGCCACUGCUCAUCAUGUCCGUCAUGUCGCUCGUCUCACUCACACUCGUCAGAUACAUCAAACUCACAGCGUGGCAGCAACUGUUGAUGGAGGUGACGUUCUCGCUGCCAACAACAAUGUUCCUGUUGUCUCUCAGCCUCAAGUUCACGGCGCUGCUGCAGCCCAUCAUGGGGCGCUCGCACACGGACACGCCGGAUUACGUCAUCGCAGCCGUCAACACGGGGCUCGCAGUGCUUGUUAGCUGCUCUGUGUCGGGCAUAGAGCUGCUGUUCUCCCGCAAGCGGCUGUGGGUGGUGGCGGGGCCGCUGGCGGCUGUCUGCGUCAUCGUCAUGUUUAUCCCCUUCAGCCCCUACCAGGACGAGGGGCCCUCCACGCAGAGGCACUACUGGUUUCACACGGAGAUAAUAACUUACAACUACGCGGGCGAGGUGACGGCCCGCUCGUCCGGGGUGCUGGUGACCAAGCACGACGCGUACAGCACGCGGACCGUGCUCUCCGAGCUGCGGAGCCGCGGGGCCGCGCUCGUGGCCAGGACCGAUUUCGACAGCGACUGCCAGCGACAUGUGUUCUGCAAUCUGCCGCUUUAUAGGCUGCGGUUUGGCGAUUACCUCUUGACAGCGCUAGCCCGAGAGAGCCUGUUCCUGUCGACGGGUCCGCCGGCGCCCUUCACUCCGGAGGCGUCAGUGCGGGUCACAUCUAAGACUUGUACCGGAGAGACAUGCACCUUCAACUUCGUUAUGACGGGUCCCCCCCACAACACGCUGACCCUGUGGCCGCUGCCACAAGUAAACCUGACUUCAUGGAGCUUCUCAUCGCCAGCACUCCCCUCCCUUGAGCACGGCGGCCGACCAGUAUACGUCAUAGUACAUUCCACGGCGACAUGGUCCGAGGUUCUUCAGCCGCUCAACUUCACAGUCAAUUUUAUUGUUCCCCUCUCGCAGCAGGCGGCGCCGGUGGUGCAACUCACCCAGCACGCUCACAAGAUCUUCCACCCCGAGGACUACACUCCCGAGUACCGCAGCAUAGUCGACGCCGCGCCGCCAUACUUCAACAUAGCGAGUUUCCUUAGCUUCAGGCUAAAUUAUGUCUUCUAAUUCUAGAAUUAUAUUGCCACGAUCAAGUCCAGGAUGGUUUGAAGAAACGCCAGGUCGAGAGUACUAUCGGCGAACAUGCGUGAAGACUUUAAUGAACUUUGUGGGUGACUUUGGUGGAGGAAGCGAAAGUGGUGUGCCAAGAUCGUAGUGUGUGGAAAUAGUGUGUGUAUGUGUGGGGGGAGUGUGUGUGUGUGUGUGCAUUAUAUUACCUCGGAGAAACUUGUGAAAAUAGGCGCAUCUAGGAUUAAUUCAGUCGGUCUGUCAAAUUCAAACGCCCAUACAACACAAGUAGACCUUUCUUGCAUGAAUACUGCUAAAGUAUUUCCUUUUUGCUACGUAUUAAAAAAAAAGAAGAAUAGAACAAUAAAUAACUUAUAAAAUAUGUCAAAAAAUACUUAAAUUACAAAUUGUAACAUGGCUUCUUGCUUAGUCAAACAGCCGUGCCUAAAUUUUUAGAGGGUUGUUUUAGAUUUGUGCCUAAAAUUGACGUGUGUUCCAUAAAUUUUAUACCUGUCAAUCGACGGGUAAUCACCCGUUCCUUUCCUUUUCGGCCGAUUAGAAAAUGACAGGUAUAACUUAAAAUUAUUUAGGUUGUGUACUAAAAUGAUCACCAUUAUCAUAUUCGUAUGCCCUUUACUUUUCCAGUGAUGCCAAAUAAUAUUUAAAACGAUGUUUAACAGUGGCUCAAAGUGUAUUUCUAUGAGUAAAUUAAUAUAUUGGCCCCGAUUCCUGCAGACACCGCCUAAUUUUAUUUUAAGUUAUAUCCGUCGAAAAGGAAAGGGACGAAUGAUUCACAGCUCUUAAUUUUAGGAAGAACGAGUAAAUGAAUGAAUAACCCGGGCGAAUCAAAAGGCACGUCGCUGGUAUGCAAUCCGUUUGACGUGCUGUCUACUUAACUGUGUCGGGUUAUUGACGGAUGUAAAAUUUUUAGACAGUUGGUUUAGAUUUGUGCUUAAAAUUGACGUGUGUUCCAUAAAUUUUAUGCUUGUCGAUUACCCGUCCCUUUCCUUUUCGGCGGAUAAGAAAAUGACAGAUAUAACUUAAAAUAAAAUUAGAUGGUAUUUACAGGAAUUAGCACCAAUAUGUACUUAAUUUUAAAAACGCAGGGCUUUUUAAAAAAGCCACGUUGUAUGGAGCGUGUGAGGUGUGCUAUUGGUUUAUUGUUUUAUGAGAUAAAUGUAUUUAUUUUGUUUAAUUAGUGUGUGUAAGCGACAAGGAGGGAAUGUUAAAUAAAACAGAAAAAAUA